AUGAAGGAUGAGCCGGCUACCAGCUCACCUCCAAGCACUCCCACCAACACUAAGCUUAUGACUAUGUCUCCGCCCGACACACCGUUUGCCAGCACCAAGAACCAAAUGCGUGGGAAAGCUGGCCCCGUAUCACACUCACCGAUUCUGCGACAUCGUGCCCGAUCACUAUCGAGCGGUCUUCCCCCACGUGGUCUCGUCGCAUCACGGGUCAAUACCAUCAACAUGGUUAGCCCACUGACUGAUGUAGUCGUUCCCGCACACAGUGACCGCGACACACUGCCAUCUCAGGCAAAGCCCUCUUCACCGACGUCAACGCCUCAAAAUCGCCCCGGUGCACGCUCGGCUCAUAGCUCCCCGCUGAAGCGCAAAUGCAAGAUCGACGACUUCGCUCUUCCGCCGCCCCCGCCGACCGUGUCCGCAAACGAAGCUGCUCAGGACGACAUUCUAGCUGCAUCGAACCUCGUCACAUCUAGUGACAAAGGCAUUGUCCAGAGCGAGAUCUCGAACAACGAACCCUUCAAAACCUCGGAUGACUCCACAGCGGGUACUACACCAUUUCACCGUGGCCAUCGACGAAACAAGACAAGCUUAUCACAGGUGGUCCCACGCAGUGACCCACUAAAGGGUACUGCAUACGGUACGGAAUCGUUUCGUGCGACAGCAGGACAGUAUAGCCAUUGGCCAGCAGAUCCACACUAUACUCCCUCUCCAGACGACUACUCAGGUAUGGACGUCUUCAGCUGCGACACGUCUCCUGACGUGCGUGCUACCAAGCGAAAGUCACUACCAGGCUAUAGCAGUACGACCUCCACCAUGGAGUCAGGCAGGUCGGAAGAGUUCCACGGUUUCACGCUAUCACCGAGGACGACAGUGGACGAAACCAAAGAAGAUGAGCGCUCACCGUCCGUUCAAUCCUACACCCCUAGCUACGCCGAAUCUUCUCCGAGAGCUGGAGCGACAUCCCCAGCGGCUGCGCUAUAUUUGCCGCUUCGUAGGGCCGAGAAGUUCAAUGACACCGAGAGCUUCAACACCCACACAAGCCCCUUCUCACAAUAUGAGUAUGCGCUCUUGCUCUCGAACAUGGAUACCGACGAUGUUCGCGAACUGUACCCAUUGGAAACUUUUGUUCAAGCAAUCGCUCAAGAUGGCUGCGCCAUCCAUGACUGGGCGUCCCCAUGGCCAUCGGAGCAGCCUGUGAAGAAACUCCUUCGCUUUGCUUCCCGGCCAGACUUUGCACCCUCCAUGCACUAUGAGUCAGAAUCGGAUGACUAUCCUUCUCUGCAGAAUCUCCUCGAUCUGGACGAGCAUGGUCCUGAGCCCCGAAGGAGUCCGCUUAGUGCUGUGAAAGUCCCCGAUCAGGCACAAGAUGGUGAGCUUGCGACCCUCGCACCAGUUUCCUACUACCCGGACGUUGGAUCUGAGAUGACUAUCCUUCUUCCGCGGACGUACAAUGCGACUUCCGACGACGAUGAAGAGACUCUUCCUUCACGCACAUACAAUGCGAAUGCUAAUCAUGAGCUUACGUGCCUCCUCCCGUUGACGUACAAUCCGAAUUCUAUGAGCGCACUGGAGAACGCGUCGCCGAUCAAGCGGAAGCCGAUACUGCGAAAGGCCAAAGACAAGUCGCUUCGAUCUUCUGUACCGUCUCCCAGCUCUUCAAACUGGGUGGUGCAUGAUGGAUACGACAGCGAGGAGGAUCUCUGGACGAAACCCAGCAGCGGCGCUCCGCUGAAUGUGGAAGCCUCGGACCUUCACCAAUGCGAUGAUUUGGAUGACCGCGACGCUGACGUGGAGCCAAUCCACAUUGAGAAGAGGCAUUAUCGCAAUGGCUUGAAGACCACACAUGAGCAAACCGCGAACUCUGUCGGUAAGUUCAUUGAGCCGCGCUCAGAUGCAGAUGUUAUCAAGGAACCCGUACCUAUCGGCUCGAUCAAUCGUCGCCCACUCCCAACUAUCAGUCAUGUUCUGAACCCUCCACUCCCAGCCAACACCGGUGUUCUGAACCUCGACUUCCAGUUUCCAUCCCGAAAUCCGCAGCAGCAGCGCGGUGUCAGCAUGCCGCUCUUUCCCCCGCCUUCUGCUGUGCGUGCUCAAGAAAAGAAGAAUGCGCGGCGCAAAUCGUUCCGUCAAUUGCUAGGUGCUACUGGCAACAAGGAAGGUGGUACCGAGACGACAACGAGCGGAGAUAAGCCGAAGAAGUCGCUGGGUCGACGCAUCAGUCAGAUGGGCAGGAGACUUUCGUCGAUAUGGUCCAAGUAG
Molecule: messenger RNA, 2259 nt
Organism: Alternaria hordeiaustralica
Lineage: Eukaryota; Fungi; Ascomycota; Dothideomycetes; Pleosporales; Pleosporaceae
Exons: 1
Coding region: 1-2259 (752 amino acids)
Source: RefSeq, a predicted model, not a curated record